This is a messenger RNA of Trichoderma harzianum CBS 226.95, 744 nucleotides long. RefSeq lists its product as hypothetical. The transcript has 2 exons. Gene Ontology annotation, molecular function: deubiquitinase activity. Gene Ontology annotation, biological process: protein deubiquitination. Lineage: Eukaryota; Fungi; Ascomycota; Sordariomycetes; Hypocreales; Hypocreaceae. The coding region runs from base 1 to 744 and encodes 247 amino acids. The record is from RefSeq and is a predicted model, not a curated record.
AUGCCUUCGCAACAACAUCACCACUCCGGCCAGCGCACCAGCAGACAUAGGUCGACGCUGUCGCUGCAAAAGACGGAGAUCAAGAUCCACGUCUAUGACCUUUUACCGCCCGGAAGAGUCGCCUCUGUGUUGUGGACAAUAGGGGCAUCUCUGCUUCACUCGGGAGUGGUCAUCAACGGUCGAGAAUACGCGUAUGGCGGCCACGAUAGGCGCGGAGUCACCGGAGUGUAUUGGACAAAGCCCAGGACUGAGCCUCCGGGAGGCACCUUCAAGUGCGAGAUUCUGCACGGCUUCACGCUUGCCACGUCGGAAGAAGUCGACGCUGCUCUGCGAGACGCUUCGGAAGAGUUCCUCGGGACUUCGUACAACCUGCUCACAAAAAACUGCAACCAUUUUACGUCAUAUCUGUGCAAGAAGCUGACGGGAGAUGCGGGCCCCGGGUGGCUGAAUCGAGCCGCGAGCAUUGGAGUCGCACUGCCUUGCGUCGUGCCGAGGGAUUGGAUCGAGCCUCCAGAGUACAUAAGCGCAGAUGGCGAGCUUGUCGAUGAUGAGGACGACGAUGAGCAUGCGGAUGAGGGGUCGCGCAUGCUGGGGCAGACGAGGCCGCAUCUUCUCUCGGAACGUGACAACGAGUGGAACAGCGACGACGAGCGCCGCAGAGGAGGCAACGGCAAGGGGAAGCAGAUCCUCCGGGACACAUCAGGCAGACAGCUUCCGGCCGCAGAGAGGGCUAUUCGGCCGUGA